ACAAUUUCAAAACGCAAUCAAAAUUAUAAUUGAAAAUUCAAAUAUUCCGAUAUUUACAUAAAAUAUGAUAUUGUAUCUCAAGCUGAAAAACUGAAAAUUGUCGAAUUCAAUCAAUGGAGGAACGCAAGAAGAUCAUAAUCGAUACAGAUCCCGGAAUUGAUGAUGCGAUGGCAAUAUUUGUGGCGCUGCAAUCACCGGAAGUUGAAGUGAUUGGACUCACCACUAUUUACGGCAAUGUCUACACUGCACUCGCCACCAGAAAUGCUUUACACUUGUUGGAGAUUGCUGGGAGGACAGAUAUUCCUGUGGCUGAAGGAUCUCAUGUGACCAUCACUAAAGGUACAAAACUUCGGAUUGCUGAUUUUGUGCAUGGUACCGAUGGAUUGGGAAAUCAAAACUUUCCUCCACCAGAAGGGGCACAAAUUGAGCAGUCUGCUGUAGAAUUUCUUACCGAGCAAGUAAAUCUUCACCCCGGAAAGGUCACAGUGGUGGCACUGGGUCCUCUGACAAAUAUUGCACUGGCCAUAGAAUCAGAUCCCGACUUUGUUAAAAAUGUUCAACAAAUUAUCCUUCUUGGUGGUGCAUUUUCAGUAAAUGGAAACGUGAAUCCAGCAGCCGAGGCAAAUAUUUUCGGAGAUCCUGAUGCAGCGGAUAUUGUAUUCACCAGCGGAGCUGAUAUUCUCGCUAUAGGGAUUAAUGUCACUCAUCAAGUUGUUUUAACUGAUGCUGAUCGAGAUAAGCUAGCAGAAUCAAGUGGAAAGUUUGCCCAGUAUAUGUGCAAGAUUCUGGAUGUAUACUUUGGAUAUCAUCACGAUGCAUACCGAACGAAAGGUGUCUAUCUUCACGACCCAACAACUAUUCUUGCUGCUGUUGAUCCUUCGUUGAUAACUUAUGUGGAAGGUGCUGUUCGUGUCCAAACAGUGGGCAUUACAAGGGGUCUAACAUUGUUCUAUAACAAGCAAAAAAAGGUUUGAGGAAGUUACAGAAUGGUCCGAUAAGCCCACAGUCAAAGUUGCAGUUACUGUGAAUGGCCCUGCGGUGGUGAAACUGGUGAUGGAGAGGCUCAUGAAUUCGUAGAUUUACUUUGAUAAAACUCGAAAAUCUUCAUGUCAUUGUGUUUUAAAACAUUUGAGCAUUUCUGAAAUUGGAAUGCUAUUUGUAAUCUCCAAUGAGCUGCUACUAGCUUGAGAAAA
Salvia hispanica is the source of this 1193-nucleotide messenger RNA. Lineage: Eukaryota; Viridiplantae; Streptophyta; Magnoliopsida; Lamiales; Lamiaceae. The record is from RefSeq and is a predicted model, not a curated record.